Recurvomyces mirabilis is the source of this 1509-nucleotide messenger RNA. RefSeq lists its product as uncharacterized. The transcript has a single exon. NCBI's taxonomy places the organism in Eukaryota, Fungi, Ascomycota, Dothideomycetes, Mycosphaerellales, Teratosphaeriaceae. Bases 1 to 1509 code for a protein of 502 amino acids. Gene Ontology annotation, biological process: RNA processing. The record is from RefSeq and is a predicted model, not a curated record. Gene Ontology annotation, cellular component: ribonucleoprotein complex; nucleus. Gene Ontology annotation, molecular function: RNA binding.
AUGGCGGACAACGUUGACGACGCCGUCAAAAAUACUGGAGCGAUGGACACUGGAGCUGCUGCUACGACCACUGCCGCCGCUGCCAUCACCGAGAACGAAAAGGCGAAUGGAGAGCAGAAGGAUGGUGUGAUUAACUCCGGUGAAACAACAGGUAAAAAGACGGACCGAGUCGAGGCCGAGAAUGAAGUCAUUAAGGCUGCCGACGUCCCUGAGAAAGAGGUGCUCGAUGCGACCAACCUUGAUAGCACCACCGCCGAAGAGAAAGUAGUGAACAAGGAUGACGAAGACCAAGACCAGAACGAGAAGAAGCGCAAGGCAGACGUGAGCGUCUCAGCCCACGAUCGCGAGCGUGGCAACAACAAGCGCGGACGGGGUGGAGGGCGUGGAGGUCGCGGCAAUUACCACCAAGCAAAGAGUGCGAACAAGGCCAAAUUCGACGACCUCCCCGAGAGCGACGACCUCCUCGAGAUCUGCAGACAGGUGGACUUCUAUUUCUCCGACAGCAACCUCCCUAUCGACCAGUACCUCCUCGACGAGACUGGGGGCCACAAGAAUCGCCCCGUCCCACUCAAGACCAUCCACAACUUCAAACGCAUGCGUCAUUUCCAGCCCUACUCCGCCGUCCUCGACGCCAUCCGCUCCUCGCAAUUCCUCGACCUCAACGAACAGGAAGAAAUUACCCGCAAAGUCCCGCUCGACGAGAAGUUCACAAACGAUGCUAAUCACAACAAAUCGCUCCAGCACACCGCCAGCAUGGGCCGCAGUAUCUACGCCAAAGGUUUCGGUGACGAGGAUAAGACCACGCACCUCGACAUCGAAGCCUUCUUCGCUCCUUACGGCCCGGUCAACGCCGUGCGUCUGCGCCGCCACGACGACGGCGAGUUCAAGGGUUCCGUGUUCGUUGAAUUCGUGGAUGAGGAGUUGCAGAAGCAGUUCCUUGACCUUGACCCUAAGCCGCAGUUCAAGGAGGGCAAGGAUUUGCAGAUUAUGAGCAAGCAGGAGUAUGUUGAUGUCAAGCAUAAUGGGAUUUUGGAGGGGGCGGUGAAGCCGAGAGGGCCGAGGAAGGCGAGGGGUGGGGAUAGGGAGUUUAGGGAUAGACGUGGUGGGGGUGAUCGAGACCGUCGUGGUGGGGGAAGGGAUGGGUUGGACAAGGAUGAUUGGAAUGCUAGGCGUGAUCGGGAUCAGCGCGAUGACAGAGGGAGAGGUCGAGGUGGACGCGGUAGUAGGGGGAGAGGUGGGAGAGGUGGACGUGGCGGCAGGGGUGGCGAUCGCAGACGUGAUGAUGACCGUCGUCGUGGGAGGGAUGAUGAGGACCGGGAUCGCUCGCGUUCGCCUCCGGCUCGUCGGGAUGGAAAGGAGGAGGGUGGUGCUACUAAUGGUGGGGCUGAGAAGGAUGGGAACGCCGAGACUAAUGGGGAGAGCAAGAAGCGUGGUCGUGAGGAGGAUGAUGGUGGUGAGCGUGGUGGGGAGAGCAAGAAGGUCAAGGAGGAUGUUGCUGCUGAGGCGUAG